Molecule: messenger RNA, 1446 nt
Organism: Arabis nemorensis
Lineage: Eukaryota; Viridiplantae; Streptophyta; Magnoliopsida; Brassicales; Brassicaceae
Source: the annotation of a GenBank genome assembly
AUGGAGAAAUACUUGAUUACGCCGGAAUCGCCACCGCCAAAAUCUUCAACUUCGGUCAGGCGACCAUGGAAGCGAUCUUUAAUCGAAUUGAAUGGAAGAUUGGAUGCAUAUUACCGACACCAACUCUAUACUCUGGUUGCUCACUCCUACUCGGAGAUUGGGAAGUUUUCACAUCUUUAUCAUGUAAACGAGGAGCCAUGUCAAACCCAUGUAAACAUGAUCCUAUCUCGUUUUGAGCAAGCAAGACCUGACGGGCCUGUCAAGCGAGGUGUUGCGGGGCUUGAUUUUGAUAACCAGGGAAUAUACUUAGCGUCUGUCACAAGAUCAGGAUGCUUUACGGUGCAUGACUUUGAAACUCUAUACUGCCAGAGUAAGGUUGGCCAAGGUUCUGUGGAAGAUGAAAGUAAGCAUGUUAUGCAUUUGUCUUUCCCUAUGAAUAGGGAAUUCGAUGUCGCUAGAUGGAAUCCUACAAACCAGAAUGAGGUAGCUUGCACAUCGAUGAAACGUGAUAAAAUCUUUAUCUUCGAUAUCAGUUACAUGUCUUCCAAACCAACUGAGGAAUUGCAAACUAGACAGAAGCUCUCGGUACUUGGCCGCAAAAUUUCUAGUGGUUUAUCUGAUAUUGCCAUUACUAGUGAUGGAGAUUCAAGAAUAUUUUCUCCAGAUACACGUGGUAUCGUUCAUGUGUGGGAUAGAAGAGCAGGUGUGUCUCCAUGCAUUGAACUUUCGACAAACAGAUAUGAUUCAAUAAAGAGUAUUCAGAUAUAUGUGGAUAAUCAGACUAUUUUUGGAGCUGGUAAAGAAGGAAUCAUUCAUAUCUGGGACCUUCGUGGAGGAAGAAACUCUACCGCUUUUCAGAGUCGCAAAGAUAUGAGCCACUUGCCUUUAGCAUCUCUACAUCUUGCACCAAUGCUGCAGAAGAUUGCAUCUCUUAAGGCACAAUCAGAAAUCGUCCCCAAGGAAAUCCAUUCCAUUAAUGUAAACCCAUCUUCUCCACAUCAACUGGCAUUUCACCUUGACGAUGGUUGGUCCGGUGUUCUGGACAUUUAUAAAUCUGAAGUUACUCAUGUACAUUGCCCUCCUCCAGCUUGGUUGGAUGGUUCCAACAAUUCAGCUGAUUUGUUCUUGCGGAAACCAUCAUGGCUACCAACAUUAUCCAUUUAUGUGGUUGGGUCCAUGAGCGAGAAAGGGAUUCAUGUUCUUGAUUUCCAUCCAAGCUCCAGGUCUCCUUGUCACGUUGACUACGAUGAGGAUUCACAGAAAAAGGAGAAAAGAGAGAAGCGUAAUCACAGUAACAAGUUUGUUUCUUUAUCUGAGCGUGUCACGGGUUGUGCUGCACAUCCUCUCAACAGCAUGAUCGUAGCUGGAACUCAGAAAUCGUCGUUGUUGUUGAUCGCGCAGAGACAUUGCUCAUCUACAUCAGAAACUGUAGAAGGUGAACUGUAG